AUGCCUACCCUCAGUACUACACUGGCGCAGCGCGUGUCAACUCCGAAGGAGAAAUACGAAUGGCGCUAUUUGCGUACAAUAUAUUAAUCAUCGGAGACGGCCACGCUGAAGGCCUAACGAGGUACAUUCUGCACGGCAGAAGGUACACCCACCUGCGGGAUGAGGAGGUAUACAACCGCCGAAUGACAUUACUUCAAUUAAUUGAAUAUGUCAACGCUAUCAAAGAACUACCAGAUAGGGUCAUGAUUUCCAUUGGAAACUACGAUCUCUUUCUGGGAGUGGCGGCCAAUAUAUUCCGAAACCGCUUGGUUAUGCUGAUCCAUUGGUUACGGUUCUACAACGUACAAGAGGUGUAUAUCCUACCACUCAUCAGAUACCCAGGAAUGAACCAAAAUUUAUUCCAAGAAUAUACGGAAAUUUUGGAAAGUGAAUGGGUAGAUGAUGCAGGGUUUUCAAGGACACUACACCCUGUUGACGUAUUCAAUGUGCAAGCUGACAACGACACAGUAUCAGUAGACGCGGACGGACCGUUCUACUCCUUACUGUACUACGACGGUCCGGCACGAAGAAUACGCAGCCAAUACGUACCCGUACCAAUAUCAGCAAUGAAGAGGGAUCCAACGCUGACCCAACCGCCGAUCGAAAACAUUCCAGAUAUUGUAUACAAUCAUCUGCGAAUGGAUGAAGAUCACCGUGCAGGGAAUCCGCAGCCAAGAGCUAACGAGACCCCAGGAGGAACGACAGAUGAUGAGGCAGGACCACUCCCUCAUCAACUGUCCAACUUCCCAAGCACGGCAGGUUUCUCAGCACAAAGACUUCCUGAUAUGCACGGACCACUCUACCCGAACUUACCCGAGCCGAUGAACACAUCACCAAUCGAACAGCCCGCAACUCCAGGCCAAUCGAUGGAAUGUGACACAAACUCUCCAGCUCGAGUGGAAUCUAUGGAAACCACCGAGCAACCAUUGCAACAGCAAAAUACAUCAAAUACGCCAGACGUAUUUGUAGUAAACGCUGACCAAAUGGCGGAGAUAACGGCAAGGGAACGUGAAAGAGAAAUGCGCGAAAAAGCCCGUUCGCAGGAUUCCGACGACGAAUGGCGCAAAAAGCAAAAAGAAGCCCGCCGAAUCAAAAAUGAACAAGACGCAAUUGAACAAGCCCGAGAACGCGAUCUAGAAGACCGCGUUGAACGGGAAAUUCAAAUUGCACUUGCAAAAAACCCUAACGGAGACGAAAAUCAACUCAGAUUUCAUUUUCGAUCCAUGUUAAGGGAUGCAGACCGGCGGCAACAGGAGGAAAACGUACGCAAAAGCAGGUCAAGAACCCGAACGCCGGCAGCAGCCAGGCAAAAGUGUCAAACGGCAAGAAUGCAUACGACUCCACUGGCUAGACCAGUGCAGCCGCAACUAUUCACGCCACCUGACGUUGCUACGUUAAUCCCACCCAAACCAACACGAAGGUCGAGCAGCCAAAGGCAAUCACCUUCGCGAUUGGAACAAUUCAUUUCUCCAACGAUAUCGGUCAGCGAGUCAAACCCACCAGUCACAGAAUUACUGCAACAACCGGUAAUGACUUCGUUAGACAGGCGCAUUGAAGAAAUGAGGCAAAAUGGUGACCCACUGGCACAGGUAUCCGAAAUCGAUACAUCAGCCGGGUUAAACUCGACUGACAUAGCGAUAACGGACUACUCCGAUCCAGCGCGUACUGUGCCAGAUAGCUGGGAGGAUGAGAUCGCUAAAGGUGACCUCAUCAACCAACCCGGCGAUGGCGGUACCAGCCAAACCAUCGCUGGAGUAACUUUAACUGUGAUUCCGAGGAAGGUAGCUAGACUAAAUUCCGAGGAUGAGCGGGAGGCAUCAGACAAAGAAAACCAGUCCACGACGGAAUCAGAAGAGGACGAUGCCUUAGAAAAAUAAAACUCUGAGCAUUAUCUAAUCUUCAACUGAAUAAAUCACACCGUCUGCUAAAAGCACACGAUGAAAUCUAUUCAGCAAAAAAAAAAAAAAAAAAAAAAAAAAAAAAAAAAACAAAACAAAA
Messenger RNA from Planococcus citri (citrus mealybug), 2037 nucleotides. RefSeq lists its product as uncharacterized. Lineage: Eukaryota; Metazoa; Arthropoda; Insecta; Hemiptera; Pseudococcidae. The record is from RefSeq and is a predicted model, not a curated record. Bases 60 to 1916 code for a protein of 618 amino acids. The transcript has a single exon.